Molecule: messenger RNA, 3127 nt
Organism: Sorex fumeus (smoky shrew)
Lineage: Eukaryota; Metazoa; Chordata; Mammalia; Eulipotyphla; Soricidae
Gene: SLC25A13
Product: solute carrier family 25 member 13
Exons: 18
Coding region: 130-2154 (674 amino acids)
Biological process (GO): malate-aspartate shuttle; L-glutamate transmembrane transport; aspartate transmembrane transport
Molecular function (GO): L-glutamate transmembrane transporter activity; calcium ion binding; L-aspartate transmembrane transporter activity
Source: RefSeq, a predicted model, not a curated record
GCAGGCCGGGCGCGCACGCUGUCGGGCCCGUCUCGCCGCCACGCCGCCGCCCGCACGCCCAGUUGAGUGAGCCGCGCGGAGCGAGCCAGGGAGCGGGGCCCGCAGCCGACCGCAGGCGGGGGGCGAAACAUGGCGGGGGCCAAGGUGGCUUUAACCAAGAGAGCAGAUCCAGCUGAGCUUAGAACAAUAUUUUUGAAGUAUGCAAGCAUUGAAAAAAAUGGUGAAUUUUUUAUGUCUCCUUAUGAUUUUGUCACUCGAUACUUGAACAUUUUUGGAGAAAGCCAACCUAAUCCAAAGACUGUGGAACUUUUAGGUGGUGUGGUAGAUCAGACUAAGGAUGGGCUAAUAUCCUUUCAGGAAUUUGUAGCAUUUGAAUCGGUCUUGUGUGCUCCAGAUGCCCUGUUCAUGGUGGCUUUUCAGCUGUUCGACAAAACCGGCAAAGGAGAAGUCACAUUUGAGGAUGUUAAGCAGGUCUUUGGACAGACCACAAUUCAUCAACAUAUUCCAUUUAACUGGGAUUCAGAAUUCGUGCAACUCCAUUUUGGAAAAGAAAGAAAAAGACACCUGACUUAUGCGGAAUUUACUCAGUUUUUGCUGGAAAUACAGCUAGAACAUGCAAAGCAAGCCUUUGUACAAAGGGACAAUGCCAAGACUGGAAGAGUCACAGCCAUUGAUUUCCGAGACAUCAUGGUCACCAUCCGCCCCCAUGUCUUGACGCCUUUUGUAGAAGAGUGUUUAGUAGCUGCUGCUGGGGGCACCACAUCCCAUCAAGUUAGUUUCUCCUAUUUUAAUGGAUUUAACUCGCUUCUUAACAACAUGGAACUGAUUAGAAAGAUCUACAGCACUCUGGCUGGCAACAGGAAAGAUGUAGAGGUGACUAAAGAGGAGUUUGUGCUGGCAGCUCAGAAAUUCGGUCAGGUUACACCCAUGGAAGUUGACAUCUUGUUUCAGUUAGCAGAUUUAUAUGAACCACGGGGACGAAUGACCUUAGCAGAUAUUGAGCGAAUCGCUCCUCUGGAGGAGGGAACUCUGCCCUUUAACACAGCUGAGGCACAGAGGCAGAAGAAGGCUUCAGUUGAUUCAUCCAGACCAAUUCUCCUACAACUUGCAGAGUCGGCCUACAGGUUUGGUCUGGGUUCUAUUGCUGGAGCUGUGGGAGCUACUGCGGUGUAUCCCAUUGAUCUUGUGAAAACUCGCAUGCAGAACCAAAGAUCCACUGGUUCUUUUGUGGGAGAGCUAAUGUAUAAAAACAGCUUUGACUGUUUUAAGAAAGUGCUGCGGUAUGAAGGCUUCUUUGGACUAUAUCGAGGUUUGCUGCCACAGUUAUUGGGAGUUGCUCCAGAGAAGGCCAUAAAACUUACAGUGAAUGAUUUUGUGAGGGAUAAAUUUAUGCACAAAGAUGGUUCGAUUCCACUUGCAGCAGAAAUUCUUGCUGGAGGCUGUGCAGGAGGCUCCCAAGUGAUUUUCACAAAUCCUUUGGAAAUCGUCAAGAUCCGUUUGCAAGUGGCUGGAGAAAUAACUACUGGUCCUCGAGUCAGUGCCCUGUCUGUCUUACGGGAUCUGGGGUUGUUUGGAAUUUACAAGGGUGCCAAGGCAUGCUUUCUGCGGGACAUUCCUUUCUCUGCCAUCUACUUCCCGUGCUAUGCUCAUAUGAAAGCUUCUUUUACAAAUGAAGAUGGGCAGAUUAGCCCUGGAAGCCUGUUAUUAGCUGGUGCCAUAGCUGGUAUGCCUGCGGCAUCCUUAGUGACCCCUGCUGAUGUUAUCAAGACUCGAUUACAGGUGGCUGCCAGGGCUGGCCAAACAACUUACAAUGGUGUGAUAGACUGCUUUAGGAAGAUUCUGCGGGAAGAAGGCCCAAAAGCUUUGUGGAAAGGAGCUGCUGCUCGUGUAUUUAGAUCCUCUCCACAGUUUGGUGUAACUUUGCUGACUUAUGAACUGCUACAGCGAUGGUUCUACAUUGAUUUUGGAGGAGUGAAACGUGUGGGAUCAGAGUCAGCUUCCAAAUCCAGGCUCACACUGCCUGCGCCCAAUCCCGAUCAUGUGGGGGGCUAUAAACUGGCAGUCGCAACAUUUGCAGGGAUUGAAAAUAAAUUUGGACUUUACUUACCUCUAUUCAAGUCAUCGGCUUCUACCUCAAAAGUUACUAGCGGAUGAUGAUCGGAGGAAUGAGCCUGGGGUCUUGCUGCCACUUUCUUGUUACAGUGGGAAGGAACCUAGCAUCUUGGAUUGGAGUGAUGUUUCAUUCUUUUCACUUCCAUUUCUAGUUUAAAAUUCUAUUGAGGGCUUUUUAUAAAAUAUAAUCAUGUAUCUUUGGUGUGUUCCUUUAACCUGAUCAUUGGAAAUUUUGCAUAAUUAUUGUUUGGGGGGUCUUUGUACCAAAUAUUUGCUGGGUUUUGGUUGACUCUAAUAUGAUUUGGGGAAAUGAGUUUGUCGGAAUAGAAAUUAGAGCUAUUCUACUUGGACUAGGAUUUUAGUCCUGAAGAAGUUACUGAAAGGCAAUCAUAGUGUUAACAGCAAAGUGUUUCAUGUUUGUUCGACUCAGUGGGAAACUGGGUACAUAUUUAUAACAAAAAUACUGAAAGAAAUGAUAAGUUGUCGUAAACAGCCAAUUUGGUUUCAGAUUUUAAGGAUGCACUUUUGUUUCUGGAUCAUAUUAUGAAACUUUUAUGUGAAACAUGGAGGGUUUUAUUCCUUUUGUAAUGGAAACCAUAUUGAAGAUGUUCAAUAAUCAUUCUGUUACUGGUAUCAAAACCACUAGAGAGAAGUCCUUGUACUUUCUGGAAGUGAUGUUGGCAUUUUAUUUUAAAGACAGAGAAGUGAUGAGAUGUUGCACUUCUUCAGGAUGAACUAGUUUGGAUAACUGCUGACAUGAUGUACAACAGGCUAAUUCUCCUCGUUCAGUGCAUAGUGAAGUGUAUAUCCCCCCCAAAACUGCUACCCGCCCAAAUUCCCUGAGCCCACUCAUAAUUGGCACUCAUUUAUUUUAUAAUUACACUUUAUCUUGAAUCAUGUAAGACAAAUAUUCUCUAAUAUUAAUGUUUGAAUUUUUAUUUAAUUUGUGAUAUCUUGCAUAAUGGUCAGAAGGCUGUGUGUUUGGAAGAGAGUAAAUAAACUAUUUUUAAAGCUA